CAAACAUGGCGGCGCUUAUACAGUUGCCUUUACAGUAAUUAAUUCAUAAAAAUUGACUUGUGUUUAGAAGCGACCGGAUCGUUGAUACAAAGAACUACCUGAUAAGCUCAUCGUGGAAGAGACCAAGGAUUCGGCGCCUGCCACUCAGAAUGCAUCAUCCACCAUUGACAAAUGUAUUUGCUGACAUCUGUUCCAAUGUCAGCAAUUCAAUUUACAAGAGAACUGGUACAUGAAUAAACGUCAACCGUUCUUGCAAAGGGAACAAAAACAUAUUAUGUGGCACCUUUUCUGAGAAACCUGGGGUCUGGACUCACGCACACUAUGGCCAAACACAACCCUGUACUGCAGCUGUCAAGUUUAGAUCUUGACCCUCAGGUAAACUUCUACUGGAUGAGAGGACAGAGGACCUUUCCAAGGGGACAUCAGGGUGGCCGCGGCAAGCCAAUCAGAUUCCAGAUUGACGAUAAACCACACAGUCAGAUAAGGAUACCUCAACAACUUCCACAGUUUGUCUCCCUUGAGGCAGCGAUUUCUGCUGAUGACCUAGAGAUAAAGUGUGCCCCAGACCUGCUUCCCAUGUUCAGGAGACAGUAUGAGAACAACAUCUUCACAGGAGCCAAGGUUCCUGACCCAGGGUGUUAUGGCCACACCCAGUUCCACCUGGUCCCUGAUAGGUACCGCAGGGACAAAAUGGCCAAACGGAACCUGACUGACCAGAUCGCGGUCUACCUGAGAGCUAAUGGCAUUGCCAGUCAAGGUUUCUGGAGCCACGAGGAUGAGGAUGUGACCAGGCCCUUUGUGUCCCAGGCUGGGAUCACUGAUGGCCAGUACUUCUCCUUCUUCUGUUACCAGCUCAACACCCUGGCCCUGUCCAUGGAGACGGAUGCUGUUAACCCCAGGAAGAACUUGUGCUGGGGGACAGACAGUAUUUGUCUGUAUGAGGUGAAGGAUGUUGUUGUGGUGGGGCUGGAUGACAGGGUCCUCAAGCUCCUGGUCUGGUUCCUACUGGGCAGGUCAGGUGGACAUGUAGGGUAAAAUAAGUGUUUUUGUUGAACUGUUUCCAUCUGGAUUCAACAGUGGCAAAUGUCAAUUCAUGGACACUGAACAUGUACAGUAUGUAUGUGUAUAUAUACCGUACAUCUCUGGUAUGAUCUGGCAGAAUGUAUUAAUGUGGGGGAAAAAAUAAGGAAAACAACAGUUGCAUACAGGGUUGAUUGGUGUCGACAUCACUAAGGACCUAUCAUGGUCCAAACACACCAAAUAGUAGUGAACUGGGCACAACAAUGCCUCUUCCCCCUCAGGAGGCUGAAAAGAUUUGGCAUGGGCCCCUCAGUUCCUCAAAAAGUUGCAUCAUUGAGAGCAUCUUGACUGGCUGCAUCACCGCUUGGUAUGGCAACUGCUCGGCAUCCGACCGCAAGGCAC
Molecule: messenger RNA, 1422 nt
Organism: Coregonus clupeaformis (lake whitefish)
Lineage: Eukaryota; Metazoa; Chordata; Actinopteri; Salmoniformes; Salmonidae
Product: 39S ribosomal protein S30, mitochondrial-like
Exons: 5
Coding region: 322-1035 (237 amino acids)
Biological process (GO): translation
Cellular component (GO): ribosome; mitochondrial large ribosomal subunit; mitochondrion
Molecular function (GO): structural constituent of ribosome
Source: RefSeq, a predicted model, not a curated record